AUGUUCAUUUCACACUGGAUUGUUGCUUUUUUUUGCUUUUUCUUGUUCUUCAUCUUCCUUUGCAAAGUGUUCUAUGAUGCUGCUUCAAGUUCAACAUCUCGAAACAAGUUGCCGCCUUCUCCUUCAAGGUUUCCCGUGAUCGGAAAUCUUCAUCAGUUGGGCUUAUACCCCCACCGCUCGCUCCAAUCACUGUCUAAACGUUGUGGUCCACUUAUGUUAAUUCAUCUGGGCAGCGUGCCAGUGUUGGUCGUCUCCUCUGCCGAUGCAGCACGCAAGGUCAUGAAAGAUCAUGAUUUGAUUUUCUCAAACAGGCCAAAAUCAAGCAUCGCUGAAAGACUAAUUUAUGGCUCUAAGGAUGUAGCGUUUGCUCCUUAUGGCGAAUUCUGGAGGCAAGUGAGAAGCAUAUGUGUGCUACAGCUUUUGAGUAACAAGCGGGUUCAAUCUUUUCAGCGUAUAAGAGAAGAAGAAACAUCCUUUAUGGUCGAGAAAAUUAGACAGUUGUGUUCUUCAUCUUCAUCAAUAAACUUGAGCGAUAUUUUUGUGUCGCUUACAAAUGAUAUAGUGUGCAGGGCGGCAUUGGGGAGGAAAUAUGGUGUUGGAGAAGAAGGAAAAAAAUUCAAAUCGUUGUUGAGGGAUUUUGUGGGCUUACUGGGUACUUUCUGUGUAGGGGAUUACAUUCCAUGGCUUGCCUGGAUUAAUAAAUUCAAUGGUUUGAAUGCCAAAGUGGAAAAAGUGGCUAAAGUGUUUGAUGAAUUUUUGGAGGGCGUAGUUGAAGAACACUGGGAUAGAAAGAAAGGAGAGAGAAUGCAUGAUGGCAAUACUGAUGAAAAUGGAUCAGAUUUUGUGGACAUAUUGCUUGAAAUUCAGAGCGAAAACGGGGCUGGUUUUCAACUGGAAACUGAUGUGAUCAAAGCUCUCAUCCUCGAUGUAUUUGCGGCUGGAACUGAUACAACAUAUUCUGUGUUGGAAUGGACAAUGGCGGAGCUUUUAAGGCAUCCAACAAUCUUGGAAAAAUUGCAAAAUGAGGUUAGACAAGUAGCUGGAAGCAAAAUCUCCCCUUUCGGUCGGGUCCUUACUAGUUUUGGAGUUUUCUUUCUUGCUACUGCCAAGGAGAAGGAUAAUUGCAGGAGAUCAAGUGAAUCUAGUUUAUCUGGUUAUAAACCACUUGUCCAUAUGGCAAAUUUAUAA
This is a messenger RNA of Fraxinus pennsylvanica, 1188 nucleotides long. The record is from the annotation of a GenBank genome assembly. Lineage: Eukaryota; Viridiplantae; Streptophyta; Magnoliopsida; Lamiales; Oleaceae.